GCAUAAAUAUAGCUAGCGGUAGGAACACUUGGUUAGCCCAAAGAAAACUGCAAAGUUAUAGCUAGAGGUUGGAACAGUUGGUUAGCCCAAAACCCACUUCUGAAUUAAAGAGCUGAGCACUGCUUCUUAGUUCUAAGAACAACAAGUCUGGGCGUGAUCGAAGAUGGGUAUGUUGCCCGGUUUUCUGGGUCUUUUGCUUCUGUCUCCGGCUCUCCUUUGCAUUGUUGAAAGCCAUGUCCAUUACUAUGACUUUGUUUUGAGGGAGAAGAACUUCACAAGGUUAUGUAGCACCAAGAGCAUGCUGGUAGUGAAUGAUAGUUUUCCGGGGCCGGUCAUUCGAGUGCAGAAAGGAGAUACCGUUUACGUGAAUGUCCAAAAUCAAGGAGAUUACGACUUCACAAUCCACUGGCAUGGAGUACAUCAACCAAGAAACCCAUGGUCUGAUGGUCCUGAGUACAUCACGCAGUGUCCCAUUGAACCUGGAUCAAAUUUUACUUACGAGGUUAUAUUUUCUGAUGAGGAAGGAACACUUUGGUGGCACGCUCAUAGUGAUUGGACCCGAUCUAGUGUGCAUGGCGCCAUUGUUGUUAUGCCCUUAAAUGAAACAGGCUUUCCAUUUCCUGAACCUGAUGGAGAAGAAAUUGUUGUUCUCGGAUCUUGGUAUAAAGAUGAUGUGAACGAGGUAGUCGCGGAGGCCCUUGAUGACGGUGACGACACUCCUCGCUCUGAUUGCUACACCAUCAAUGGACAGCCUGGGGAUUUCUUCGCAUGCUCCAAUGACAGUACCCAUCGCUGGGAAGUCGAGUAUGGCAAGACCUAUCUUCUUCGCAUGGUAAAUGCAGCGAUGAAUGCAGAGCUCUACUUUGCUAUUGCUGAACAUAACCUCACUGUUGUUGGUAUGGAUGGAUCAUACGUCAAACCCAUCGUCACAGAUUUUAUCAUGAUUUGCCCCGGACAAACCAUGGAUAUAUUGGUCACAGCCGACCAGCCACUUGGUAGGUACUACAUGGCUGCUAGACAAUAUGACAGCGUUAGGCCAGAUGUUACCGACUAUGACACAUCCAAUGUGACGGCAAUUCUCGAGUAUAAAGGCAAUUAUACACCCCCGGCACUGCCAAUUUUUCCAAGCAACCUCCCUACCUAUGAGGAUUUGUCGUCUGCAGUAGCCUUCUCAAGCCGUAUCUUAAGCUUGGCAAGCACAGAGCACCCAAUAAAUGUGCCUAAGAAUAUAACUACCAGAAUGUAUAUAACGACUGUGAUGAACAACAUUGAAUUUGACAAUGGUACCGAUGAGAGUAGUGGUCUUGCUUCCAGUUUAAAUAAUGUUAGCUGGGUUAAUCCAUCAACAGAUGUGCUGCUUGCCUACUACAGGAACAUGAGUGGGUUUUAUACCUCAGACUUUCCUGAUUAUCCACCAACUUUGUUUGACUUUGUGGCCGAGGAUUUGCAGGAUGAUUAUGUUAUGACUGUCCAAGGAACAAAGGUUAAGGUGUUAGAGUACAAUGAAGAGGUGGAAAUAGUGUUUCAGGGUACUAACGUAUUAGAUGCCUCAGAGGAUCAUCCAAUGCAUAUGCAUGGUUACAGCUUUUAUGUAGUUGGAAAAGGUUUUGGAAAUUUUGACAAUGAAACAGACCCCCAGGUAUACAAUUUGGUUGAUCCACCAAAGAUGAACACUGUUACAGUCCCAAAGAAAGGAUGGGUUGCUAUCAGAUUCAAAGCAAGUAAUCCUGGUGUUUGGUUUUGGCACUGUCAUUUGGAUCGACAUCUCAGUUGGGGUAUGAACUUUGUGAUGAUAGUGAAAGAUGGAGGAACACCAGAGACGAGCAUGCGGAAACCACCUGCAUACUUGCCUCCAUGUAGCGACUCAUCUACCAUUAAGCUGCAACCAUUUCAGCAUAAAUUCGGCAGGAAAAGUAAAUAGAUUAUGAAUCUGAUACACUGGAUAAGCUAUAUUAUACAUGACUUGUAUUUGAGUCUAAAUAAAGUGUCACAAAAGUGAGAUGAAAUUGAAUAUUUACAUCAAUAUUGGGUUGGCUUCAACCAUUGUUUUGUACAAUUAGAGUUUGUACUAGGGCUCGAGUCCAAGACAGCUGGUUCAAAUUGCGAAACAACAUUAUGGUCA
Molecule: messenger RNA, 2122 nt
Organism: Rosa rugosa (rugosa rose)
Lineage: Eukaryota; Viridiplantae; Streptophyta; Magnoliopsida; Rosales; Rosaceae
Product: putative laccase-9
Exons: 7
Coding region: 164-1921 (585 amino acids)
Biological process (GO): lignin catabolic process
Cellular component (GO): apoplast
Molecular function (GO): copper ion binding; hydroquinone:oxygen oxidoreductase activity
Source: RefSeq, a predicted model, not a curated record